AUGAAUCAAAGUCCAAUGAUAUACGUGCCAACAAAAAAGACUGACGAGGUUGACUGGGCAAAUCCUUUGAAACGUUAUAUUCAGACAACGUAUCAAGAGGAUCCAGAGAAAUAUGCUGAGGAAGCUAACACUAUUCAUCGUCUAAGACAAGAUAUGAGAGGUGCAGGAAAAGAUUUAACUGGAAGGGAUUUAAUGUAUCGCUAUUAUGGACAAUUAGAACUACUUGAAUUAAGGAAUUUUAUGCGUUUAACUUAUAUGCCUUUAUUUCUUGAACGAUUCGUAAUUCGGUUAUUGAAUUUACGUCGCAUUAGGUACGAUGCUUUUACUCAUAAAGCAACUUCUCAAUAUUCACUUGCGUAUGAAAAAGCAUGUACGAUAUUCAACAUAGCUUCCAUCUUAUCUGCUAUCGCUGCUUAUCAAAAUCGAUCAGAGCCCGAUGGUGUUAAACGGUCGUUCAAUUUUUUUCAAGCAUCCGCUGGGAUGUUUAAUUAUAUCAAUGAUAACUUUUUACAUGCACCUUCAACUGACUUGAGUCGAGAAGCUGUAAAAUUACUCUCUCAAUUAAUGCUAACGCAAGCUCAAGAGACUUUUCUUGAGCAAAGUUUAAGUGGAAAAAAGAAACCCGCUCUUAUUGCUAAAUUAGCUUCUCAAACAGGAUGGUCUUACGGUAAUAUUGUCGAAAAUAUGAACGAUCUGGUCACAAAAAGUAUAUUUGAUAAAAGUUGGUUAACUGCUUGUCAAAUUAAGCAUAAAUAUCACAUGUCAAUCGCACAAUAUCAAAAAGCUUUGGCUUGUGAAGAGGAAGGCAAAUAUGGUGAAUGUGUUGGUCGUCUUAAUAUCGCAGAAACUUUAGCUAAAGAUGCUAACAAAUCAUCCAAUAGUUUCGUUUCAGCCUUUUCACCAACAAAUUCACCAACACUUCCUCCUGAUGCUGCAAACUCGUUACAAGAACUCACAAAAGCGAAUUUAGCUCUUAUCACUGAGAAAAAAAAUUCCGCAACAAAAGACAAUGAUAUUGUUUAUCAUGAUACAGUUCCUCAAGAAGGUGUCAUUCAACCUAUUGAAAAAUUAAAUGCAGUAAAACCUAUACCAAUACAGGAACUUUAUAAUAAUCCAAACGAUAUCCAAAAAGUUAUUGGAGCUGAUAUUUUUCAACGCCUUAUUCCUCUAUCAGUUCACGAAUCUGCAUCUUUAUAUUCUGAAGAAAAAGCUAAAAUAGUGCGCAACGAAGCUGAAAGAUGUGAUUUGGCGAACGGUGAAUUAGAAGCAGUCUUAGAUUAUAUGAAAUUACCAGGUUUAUUAACAAAAUUCAAAAAUAAUAAUGAUGUUAGAUCAUUUAAUGAAUUUAUAACACCAACACCUGAAGUAAAGCAAUGGGCAAAUUUAAUUAAAGAGGAAGAGGAACGAAAAGGAGCUUUUAAAGAUUUAUUAAUGACUUUGCAGGGAUUGAGAGCACAAUCAAAAGAUCUAAUGGAUAACAUUGCUCUAGUUUUAGAGUGUGAACAGCGAGAUUUUGAUGCAAUGCGGUCAAAGUAUGGUGAUUUAUGGACUCAGCCACCAUCAGUAUCACUUACUACAGUUUUUCGUCAAGACUUACUUAGUCACCGUGAUAGAUUUGAGCAAGCCGGAAAUUCAGAUAGACACUUGUUUCAAAGAUAUGAACAGUCGAUGUCUGAUAUAAUAGUUUUGAGUCAUGGUGAAAAUAGUGAUGAAUUAGAAAGAAUGUUUGCUGAAGCAUUGGCCACCUUUAGUACAACAUCAAGUAACGACGAAAAUUUACUGGACGUGGACGUUGCACGAUCCAUGGAAGACAUUCCAGCUAAGGUUAAUCAAAUUGAAGAAUGUUUAAGCAAUCUGCAAAAAGUUAAAAAGGAAAGAAUGGAUACAUUGAAUGAUUUGAAAGAAAAGACGCACCAGGAUGAUAUAUCACACCUUCUAAUUUUAAAUAAAAAGACGCAAAAUAUCGAGCCACAGUUGUUUGCGACAGAGCUCGAAAAAUUUUCACCAUACCGAAAUCGAAUAACAUCUAUCAUUCAUCAUCAACAAGCAUUGUUAGAGGAAUUAACAGUUUUCUACAAAAAUUUAGUAGGAGGAGAAGAAGCGCGAAUACUGCAGGAUCGAUGGGAUCAGGCAGAGCGAAGGAAAAAAGAAGUUUGUGAACGGUUAAAAAAAGCAAAGGACAAUUAUUUGGAAGUCAAGGAUGGAUUGAGAAAAGGGAUUCAAUUUUACGUUGAUCUGAAUGAUUUGAUUGAGAAUCUUUCAAAAACUGUGCAUCAAUUUGCAAGAAGUCGCCAGCAAGAACGAGAAGAUUUGAUUCAAUCGAUUCAAAAUCAAGAAGAGCUACGAAUAAAAAGCCAAAUGAACAAAUUGAACGUGGCAAAUGUAACGAUGCCUAAUACUAGGAGUAUAUCCUACGAUACAUCAGCACAUUUAUCUGAAGAACUAAACAAAUUGUCACUCAACGCUGGAGUUCCUGGUACAAAUAUUUAUACAGCCAAUAAUACCAGCCAAGAAGCGAGCACCGUGAAUGUUCCCAUGCCCUCCGUACAAUCAUUUUCAGUUCUCCAAGAAUCAUACCCUGUACCUUCAGCACCAUCACAUGUUAGUCCUUCUGCACCAUCACAUGUUAGUCCUUCUGCACCAUCACAUAUUAGUCCUUCUGCACCAUCACAUAUUAGUCCUUCUGCACCAUCGUAUAUUAGUCCUUCUGCACCAUCACAUAUUAGUCCUUCUGCACCAUCACAUAUUAGUCCUUCUGUACCAUCACAUAUUAGUCCUUCGGCACCAUCGUGUGUUAGUCCUUCAGCACCGUCAUGUGUUAGUCCUUCAGCAACAUCAUACGUUAGUCCUUCAGCACCACCACCACCAAUAACAUUACCCAGUUCACCAACAUCUCACAAUCCCUAUUAUUCACAAACAUCUCAACAAAUUGUUACGCAAUCAUCUCUCGGAUAUUCAAUGCAACCAAUGUCACCAAAGGCACAAGGUCCACCCGUUCCUCCUUUACCUACAGAAUAUCAACAAAAUAAUGUUUAUAUUCCUUUUCAAUCAGACAUUCAACGUUCAUAUCAACCGAUUAUUCAUUCUAUGAGUAGUCAAUCAGUGACACCACAACAACAAUCUCUUUCAAGACCAUCUAGUGUAUAUGGAACUUCGUUACCAUCUCAACCUAACUACUCACAAACAAAUCAUCGUUAUUCUCAACAACAGCCACCCCAACAGUUGCCUCAAUUGCCGGCGCAACACCGUCAAUCGACUUAUGAUAGUUUUGCAUCACCUUUACAAAGUGGUUACAUUCCACCACCUUCAGGCUUACAUCAAUCUCAAGUUCCUCCUGCACAACAGCAAUAUUCUUCGCCUGUACCUGUGGCUCAACCACAACAAUACAAUGUGCAGACUAUGCAGAGACCACAAUUUAGCCAACCACCUCAAAUGUUGCCAACACAACAACCACAAAAUUUUUAUCAAACAAAUCCAAUCCCAUCACAAGCUCAGCAACCUGCAGUAGGAUAUUAUCAUAAUUCUGCACAACCUGUUCCUAUCCAACAAGGAAAUUAUCCUCCAACGACCGGUCCACAACAACCUAGUCAUGGCUACCAGCAAGCACCUUAUCAUACCCAAUAUCGAUCUCCAACAGCACCACCUUCAGGAAAUGAUGGCCCUUCAUU
Messenger RNA from Dentiscutata erythropus, 3668 nucleotides. The record is from the annotation of a GenBank genome assembly. NCBI's taxonomy places the organism in Eukaryota, Fungi, Glomeromycota, Glomeromycetes, Diversisporales, Gigasporaceae.